AUGCGGACGUUUUUGGCCUUUUUGCUCCUUUUCGUCGCCGUCUAUGGGUACGUCUUGCCGGAAAACUACGAGUCCAAGCCGAUUUGGCCCGUCAGGCUACGACCAGGAUUUCCAUGUCUGUUUUUUUCACUGCUUUUUGAAAGUAACUGGAGCAAAUAAAUUGAAAACAAGUAAAAGGGAUCAAAAAAAUUAAAAAAAUUUAUUGUAGAAGCAUAUUUUUCUGAAAAAAAUGAAGGAAGAGGAAGCUUAAAAAAAUCAUUAUUCUGGAGCAAGUUCGAAAAAAGCAUUUUUAAGCUUCUUCUCUUUAUUCUCUAUGAGUCAGGAGGAGUUUCUUAGUUUUCCAAACUUUACAGCUAUUUUUUUCUUGCAAAGGCAUAUAGAUUUUUUUCAUUUUGUUCAAAAAUUAAGACAGUUUUUUUCCGCUCCAAUGAUGAUAAGACUUGAAUAAUUGAAGAUAACUUCCUUCUAUUAUUUUUUGUUGGCAUCAUUACUUAGAAUUACCAGAUGAUAAACAGACUUGUUAAUAAGUUCAUAAUGAUUAAUAAUUUCCGAAAAACCUUGCUGAUGACACAAAAAGUUAUGAAACAGGUAAUAGAAUUAUAAGAGAUGACUGGUUUUCCUUCAAGUAUGAUAAUCUUCAAAAAAAAAACUUUGAAACGAACUUUUUUCCAGGGCUAGCCCCGAAAAGCGCCGAUUUUGACGACUACCAGUCCAGAAUGCACAAGAAACGUUAGUUUUUUUCAUCAAAAAAAUCUAAAAAAAUUUUGAUUCAAAUUUUUCAGAAUUUUGGGGCGAUCCGAAGCUGGGCGAUGAGAUCUUCCCGUGGGGAAUGGGCAAAUAA
Molecule: messenger RNA, 841 nt
Organism: Caenorhabditis auriculariae
Lineage: Eukaryota; Metazoa; Nematoda; Chromadorea; Rhabditida; Rhabditidae
Source: the annotation of a GenBank genome assembly